AUGGCGUCAACCCUGUCAUUCCUCACGGAUUACGUUUCAUCAUCGGCCGUUCGUCGACACUGGAUGUUGGUGAUUCUCCUCUUUUCACUGUUGAAUUUGGAUGUCCGCAGUAACUGUGCCGCUCAAGCCGUGCCGGUAUUACGCAUGUACCCUAUGCCCGAAAAUGGUCUGGUCAGUCCGUCUGUCCGGUCAUCAUCUCCUUUUCAACUUCUGCCAAUCAGUAAUUUUACCCCAACUGAGAAUCCUCUAGUCAGUAUCUCCCUGCCCUCACUCAGGAAUUUUUCAGAUUCAACCACCAUUCUGAAAAUCGCAUCACAACAUGACUCUUCCACCUCUUUUGUGAUUGACGUCUCGUCUCCCGUGUCUGAUAAUACUCCUCCUCUUACACAAGCAAUCCUUUAUGGAUUUAUCGGUGUAACUGUGACGAAUCUCUGCUCCCUCACUGGUUUGAUCUUCGUUCCACUUAAGCGUUUCCGAUACUACAAUAUUGUGCUGACUGUCCUGGUCAGCCUUGCCGUUGGAGCCCUUUCAACCACCGCUAUUUGCGUUCUCAUACCAGAGGCACUACGCAUGGUUGAUAUGCCAGCUGAAUUUGGAGGCCAAGGACGGUUCUAUCUAUGGAAGAUGGUGUCGAUUGUUCUCGGCUGCAUGUUUUUUUACUGUCUCGAGUACUUUUUAUUCCUGAUGCCAAAACUCUGCAAGGUCAGUCUCCUUAACCUAAUAUUUUCGUGA
Dibothriocephalus latus is the source of this 732-nucleotide messenger RNA. NCBI's taxonomy places the organism in Eukaryota, Metazoa, Platyhelminthes, Cestoda, Diphyllobothriidea, Diphyllobothriidae. The record is from the annotation of a GenBank genome assembly.